This is a messenger RNA of Rhododendron vialii, 705 nucleotides long. RefSeq names its product GDSL esterase/lipase At1g71691-like. Bases 1 to 705 code for a protein of 234 amino acids. Gene Ontology annotation, molecular function: hydrolase activity, acting on ester bonds. The record is from RefSeq and is a predicted model, not a curated record. The transcript has 4 exons. NCBI's taxonomy places the organism in Eukaryota, Viridiplantae, Streptophyta, Magnoliopsida, Ericales, Ericaceae.
AUGGAAGGAACAGAGAAUACAACAUACUGGAGCUUCGAUCGCCGAAUCGGGCUUUUCAACGAGACCGUCAAGACCUACUUGCCCAAUCUGCUUGCUGAACGUCUCAUGGACCAUCUGGCUCAUUCUACAUUCCUAAUCUCAUUUGGAAUCGAGGAUUAUGUCUGGAAUUAUCUUCCUCCGAGUAAUGGAACCCUGAGCCACUUGACCCCUGACAUUUUCGCUGAACUACUGAUAGAUGGGUUGGCUGUUCGUCUCGCGGCAUUGUACAAACUCGGAGCCAGAAAGAUGGUUCUCAAUAACCUAUGGCCAAUGGGAUGCACUCCGGCUUUUGCAAACCCAUCAGACCCCACAGUGUUAUGCUGUAACGAAAGCAUCAACAAAAUGGUUCGUCCAUUCAGUGAGGGCCUUCCAUCGAUACUGAAUCAGUUGAAAUCCAAUCUGAGCGAGGCCAAUUUCUCUGUGUUGAAUGACUUGCAGUUUGUGGCCAACCUGAAAUCCAACCCCAACAAAUAUGGAAUCACAAACACCGUGGAUCCAUGCUUCAAGAAUGAUACCAGUCGUUGCGACAGUCCAGACCAGUACCUCUACUGGGACUGGGUUCAAACCACGGAAGCGGCUAACCAUGUAUUGGCGAUUAAUUGUUUCAAUGGUACAAUUUGCUCCCCAAAGAACAUCAUAGAGCUUGUUGGAGCUUCCAGUUCUUAG